This is a messenger RNA of Phaedon cochleariae (mustard beetle), 1837 nucleotides long. Lineage: Eukaryota; Metazoa; Arthropoda; Insecta; Coleoptera; Chrysomelidae. The record is from the annotation of a GenBank genome assembly.
GUCGUAGCCGUGGCCAGAAUCAAAAUCUAUACACAAUGAACUGUAUGUUUGAAGGCGAGUAUGCAACCAUCAAUACAACAUACCAGUUUAAAUGGUUGUGGUACAAAAACAAAAUAGAGAUCAGACGCUCUGAACAUUUCCGUUUCUAAAUUAAAAGCGCAUGUGGCAAAAAACUACCUAUGCUUGGCCACGUACCUACUCACGUAGUUUAUAAUUUAUUUAAUUUACAUUAUCAAUAUUUGUUAUCAUAUUAUCUCUGGCAGACAGAUUAGUCGUCACUUAUUAUUUUCUUUUCAUUGAUUGUUUUAUCUAUUUGUAUGCCACAGAAUUGGUCGGUAUACCGUAUACACCUGAUGAUAAUUAUAUAUUCAGCACAUUCAGCAGAACACCUGUAAAAGUGAAUAUCUAUACUCAUAUCUAGAAGAAAGUAAAAGUACCUAGAUACCUGUUUCGUUUCUACUUAAUUCACGCUGCAUGUGAAAUAAUUAACAACCAGUUUGAGUUCGAACCAAAUCUAUUUGAUAGUUUACCAAUAUUCGUAACAGAAUAUGAAUCUCAAUUGUGGUGCUAAAACUAUAAAGUAUCUGAUUUUAACAUUCAACUUCCUGUUUUUGAUCACAGGUAUAAUUCUUGUUGGAGUAGGAGCGUCGAUAAAAGCCUACUAUACUCAGUAUGAUCUCUUUCUGGAUGCCAAAUAUUUCACUUUGCCGAACCUAUUCAUAGCCACAGGAUCUUUGAUAUUUAUCAUUUCAUUUUUGGGCUGCUAUGGGGCCAUGAAAGAAAGUUGGAUUCUGCUCUUGACCUAUUCUUUUCUUCUGGGGAUCAUAUUUAUCUUCGAGUUUUCUGCUGGUAUAGCAGGAUAUGUACUGCGGGACAAGACUUCAAGUUACUUAGAAUCCACAAUGCUGGAGAACAAAAAAUUAUAUGGCAAUAAAGAUUAUGAAGCGAUUACGAAAAUGUGGGAUAUUAUUCAAGCAGAGUUUCAAUGCUGUGGUGUUACCAGCUUAAGCGACUGGCAAAACGUCAACAAUAUGACAGAUAAUAAGCUGCCACUUUCAUGUUGUCCCUCUAAAUAUGGGACUAUAGCUGAUUUUCAUUGCUACGCAAAUACAACAAGCUCUCCCACUAGUCCCACUGCUACUACUGCUACUAGUACUACUAGCGAAUUGGAAUCUACUACUGAUGGUGAAUCAUCGACGAUAACUACCACUAAUUCUACGCCGACUACUGAUUCUACGACUGCGACUAAUUCUACGGCUUCUACUAAUUCUACGGCUACUACUAAUUCUACGAGUACUACUAAUUUUACGAUUACGACUAAUUUUACGACUACUACUAAAUCUACGACUACUACUAAUCCUAUGCCAGCUACUAAUUCUACGACUACGAAUAACUCUACGGCUAACGCUAAUUCUACUGCGUCUACUACUUAUUCUACUGCGCCUACUAAUCGAAUCGCUGCUACUACCAUAACCGGAUUAACUUCUGUACCAACUCCCAAGGAAAUAAAGUCAUUCUUCCCAGAUUCGACUACUACUACUACUACUCCUCCAUACGAAAUUGGGUGCAAGGCAGCUUUUGGGGACUACCUGAAAGCUCACGCUGUUGAUAUCGGCGGAGUGGGAUUCGCCUUAGCAGUUAUUCAGCUGAUCGGGAUUGGAUUUUCCAGCUAUUUAUCAAGACAACUGAAGAAUUCGUAUUACAGCACUUAAAACAGUGAUCGGAAUACUAAAUUUUUAAUUAUCAUAAUUCAUAAGUUGUUGAAUCUUUUGUUUUUAUAUUUACUUCCUCACUUAAACCUGAAAACUAAGUCAUAUUCUUGUGUCAUUUAUAUUUA